Molecule: messenger RNA, 456 nt
Organism: Stegodyphus dumicola
Lineage: Eukaryota; Metazoa; Arthropoda; Arachnida; Araneae; Eresidae
Source: RefSeq, a predicted model, not a curated record
AUUAUGUCCCUGCAAGGUGAAGAGGCUGGCGGAAAGUGAGUUAAGAGGAGGAAGAGCAAGAAGUUAGUCUCAGCAUGGGGGGUAAGAAGAAAACUAAAUGGAAGAAAGUUUCAUUAGCUGAAUUUACUAAGGAAAUUCAGAAAAAUGAUGUAGCUCCAUCCAAGAUAAAUAACCAAGAAGGUCUUGCAGCAGGUCUGCCGAAGGAAGAGGAGAAGGAAACAUUUUUGCCAUUAACUGAGGAAGUAACUGAAAACUGUGCACCAUAUACGAUAGGGUAUGGAGAAUAUACGGAUGGUUUCUGGUAUCCAACAUCUUAUGUCACCUACAAUCCGGAACUUGUGGUACCUGGAAACUACUUUAUGCCUAUAGAUUCUUGUUACUAUUAUUACACACCAGAAAUACCUACAGUACAAGAAUACGUUCCAGCACCUUACCAAGACUAUUCUACUGUUAAAG